Messenger RNA from Plasmodium reichenowi, 17982 nucleotides. RefSeq lists its product as hypothetical. Gene Ontology annotation, cellular component: extrinsic component of membrane. Gene Ontology annotation, biological process: protein targeting to vacuole; protein retention in Golgi apparatus. The transcript has a single exon. NCBI's taxonomy places the organism in Eukaryota, Apicomplexa, Aconoidasida, Haemosporida, Plasmodiidae. Bases 1 to 17982 code for a protein of 5993 amino acids. The record is from RefSeq and is a predicted model, not a curated record.
AUGUUCGAAUCACUAGUUGAAAAACUGUUGAAUAAAUUUUUGGCUCCAUAUGUAGAAGGUAUAGAACGGAAUUUACAUUUGGGUGUAUGGUCUGGUAAUAUCGUAUUAGAGAAUUUAAAAUUGAAACCACAAAUAACUGAAAUACUAGACUUGUCAUUUAAGAUUAUUCAUGGGAAUAUAGGAAGAAUAAAUAUACAGAUACCAUGGAGCAGUUUAGGAAAAAAUCCUGUGUGCGUUUUAAUAAAAAAUGUUCACAUAUAUAUAAAACCACGAUGUUAUAAAAAAAGUGAAGAAGUUAUUAUAGAAGAAUUAAGAAAAGCAAAAAUGCAUAGAUUACAGUUAUUAGAAGAAGAAAUUUCUCUUAUUAAGUUACAAAAAAAUAAUGAGAAAUCUUCUGAAAAAUCUACACUUAUAUUUAAAUUAUUAAAUAAAAUUAUUAAUAAUAUUCAAAUAGAUAUUCAAGAUAUACUAAUUCAUUUUGAGGAUCCAGAUAAAAACUUCUCUAUUGGUUUUAUUUUGAAAUCCUCUUCAGUCAAAAAUUGUCAAAAUAACGACGAGAUGUCAACACAAGCAAAUUCAAAUGCAGAAAAUAAAACAUUGAAUCACAUAAUUGAAUUUAAAGGAUUAUGUAUUUAUAGUAAUAGUGAUAUAAAAUCAAGGGCAAAGAAAAAAAGUAGGAAGAAAAAUAAAAAACGAAGUAAAGAUAUGGUAGAAAUAUUGGAAGAUGAUAAAAAUAAAGACAAUACAAAGAAUUCAUCAAAUGGUAAGAACAUAAAUGAAAUGAAAUAUGAGAAAAGUGAACUUUCAUUAAGUAAUGAAAAGUUUCCUAAUAUGAAUAAGAUAGAUACCGAGGAUAUGGAAAUAUUUGAUAUUUCGUCAAAAAUAAAAGAUAGUGUUUAUAAUAAUUUAGAUAGUAAUGAUAAUAAUAUAAAUAGUAAUGAUAAUAAUAUAAAUAGUAAUGAUAAUAAUAUAAAUAAUAAGGAUAAUAUUUUAAAUAAUAAUGAUAAUAAUAUAAAUAAUAAUGAUAAUAAUAUAAAUAAUAAUGAUAAUAAUUUAAAUAAUAAUAAUAAUAAUAUAAAUAAUAAUAAUAUUAAUAAUAUAAAUAAUAAUGAUAAUAAUUUAAAUAAUAAUGACCAAAAUAAAGACACACAUGAUUACUCAAAAUUAAGUAGUUGUGAUAGUAGCAUCCAAGAUGAUUAUUUAAAAACCACCUUAAAUAGAAUAAGCAGUUUUUUAAAAGAAGAAGAAAAUAUUAUUUUACAUAAUUAUAAUUUUGAAUAUUUAAUAAAACCCUUCGAUUUAGUAUUACCAGUAGAACAAUCAAGUAAUAAAAAAGAAUUAAAAGCUAAAUUAGAAAUAAGUGAUAAAUGGGAAGGUAUUACUCUCACGAAGACCCAAAUAACGAAAAUUAUAGAAAUAAUGAAUGAAGCUAAUAAAUCUAGGAAUCAAACAAAUAAAUUAUUAUUAAAGCAUGCAUGGACAGUUCGAUUAGAUAUCGAAUCGUUAAGAAAUGAGACCAAAAACGAAUUUAUAAAUCUAUAUAAUAAAGUAUUAGGAGAAGAAUAUAAUAUAAGCAAUACAGAAUUAUCUACACAAGAAAUGAAUAGAUUACAAAUUUUAUAUGAUGUUGUGGGUGUUCGACAUUUGGCAAAAUGGAGAUUACAAUGUAGAAGCACAUUAGAAAAAUUUAUUGAAGAAAAAAAUUUAAAGAAGAAAUUUUUAUAUGAUUCAAUAUAUAAGCAGCAAUCUUGGUGGUCUUGGGUAACAGGCAAUAAAAAAGAAAUUGAGAAUAAAGUACAAAACAUUUUAAAGAGUGAACAGGAUAUAAUAAAUGAAAAUGAGUUGUUUAUGAUACAAGAAGCUAUGACUAAUGAUGAUAACUAUGAUGUUGUUAUGCCAUCAAAAUAUGAUUUUCAAUUUAAACUAGCUAAUUUUUCGAUAAAUGUAUAUGAUGAUUGUAAAAAGAGGAUAAUGGAUAAUAGAAAUGUGAAUAAUCAUAAUAAUAAUAAUAAUAAUAAUAAUAAUAAUAAUAAUAAUAAUAACAAUAUAUAUAUUAGGGGGGUAAGUAACAAAAGUGAAGUAACUAAUAAUAGACAACAUAUAAAAGAAGAUAAAUUAAAUUUUAAUGAUAUUAUAAAAGAUGAAUUAAGUAUAAAUAGCAGUUGUGAAACCUUAUUGACAAGUUCCAUAAAUUUAAGUUCCACUGAUUCCAAAUUAGAUAAAAGACGUGUAAGAUAUGAACGGGUAAAUAUCUUGUCUAUAAAUUUUUAUCAAAUAUAUUCUUCUUUAUCCCUACAAUCUGUUGUUGAUCAUAAUGAUCAUGAUAAUUUCCAAUGGAAGUUUAUUAUUGAAUUACAAAAUUUUAUAGCAAAACACAAAAAUAAGGUAUUUAUGGAAUUUAGGAAUAAUAAAAAUUCCUUUCCAUAUAAUAUGAAUACAUCAGGAAGUCUAUAUAAAAAUUCUAUUUUCUAUUCAUUAUUAUAUAGUCAAACUGUUUGCGCCUAUUUAGAAAUUAACCAUUUAGUAACAGAAAAGGGUAAUACAUUAUCCACUAUAUUAAGACUAAACCCUUUGGAACUUUAUUUAUCUCCAUUAUUAAUUAAAAGUAUAUUGUCAUUUACAUUUCCUCUAUUAGAUAUAAUUAAUAAAAGUCAUAAGACAGUAAUGAAAAAGUACAAAGGUAAAAAUGUGAGUUUAUCUGUGGAAAAGCAAAAACAAAAGGAAGAUAUUUCACCCGGUGUUAUUAAAAAGAAGGAAUCAACUUUGGGCACAAGAAAAAGAAGUAAUAAAAAUAAGAAGAGACAUCAUGAAAUUGGAAGUAUAAAGAAGGAUGUAAAUAAUGAAGGAAAUGAUACGAUAAAGAAAGAUGAUCAUAAAAAUAUGAAUGCUGAUAAUAAUAAAAAUAAUGAUAAUAAUUAUGAUAAUAAUUAUGAUAAUAAUGAUGAAUGUGAUGAUAACAAUGAUGAAUGUGAUGAAUAUAAUGAUGAAGAUGAUGAGGAUAAAAAUAACGAUAAUGAGGAUAAUAAUUACGACGAUGAGGAAGAUGAUGAUGAAGAUGACGAGGAUGACGAAGAAGCAUUAUUACAAAUAAAAAAAAUGGAACAAUCAGAAUUAUUAGAAGGAUUAAAAGAAAGAGGAGAAAAUGUCUAUAAUAGAGCUGUUCAACACCUUCCAGAAUUAUUUGAAUUUUAUAUACAUAUAUGUGGUCCCAUUUUACAUUUUGACAAUUUAACGAAUGGCAUAGUGGAAUUGCAUUUAGGUAAUUUGGUAGCAAAAACAGAACACCCAUGUACAUAUAAUAAAUUUAAUUUAAUAUUUGAAUUUAAUGAAACGCAAAUAACAUGCUUAAAAAUAGGAUCAGGAUAUAUGAAGAAGGAUGAAAAAUGUAAAAAGGAUAUAAUUUUUAAUGAGAACCAAAAAGAUUUGCAUAAAUCAACAAAAGCAUUUAAGAAGAUGGAUAAAAGUAAUAUAUAUUUAGAAAUAAAUGAAGAAGGAUUAUUUUCAAAUAAUCCAAUGGAUAAUACCGAAAUGGAUGAUUUAAAAGAUAGUUAUUUUAAUAGUAUAAAGGAAAAGUUAUUAACAGGUGAAAAAUUUUAUAUAUUACAACCAAUUCCAGUAAAAAUCUAUGUAGAAUAUGACUUGAAAAUUUUGAAAACAAAUAUUAUAUUGGAUGGAAUAUUUUUUCAAAUUAACCCAGAUGCUAUCAGUAUUAUAUUGGCAGUUCCAACAUCUAUAACUAGAUACUUGACGGGAGUUUAUUCUAAAAAUAAAAAUGAGAAUGCAUUUAAUAAGAACAAGAAGAAAACAUCAGUUGAAAAAAAGGAGGUAGAUAUAAUGAAAGGAGAUGAUAUUACAAGAGCAAGUAUGUCAAAUGUCGAUAGUGGUGUAUGCAAAAAAAAUAGUAUUACUGAUAUUAUAAAAAGGAAUAAAGAUAAUGAUAAUGUGGUAGAAAUGAAUAAUAAAGGUAUACCAAAGGAAGAAGAGUCGUUUUUAUAUGAUAUUGAUUUUUUAAUUAAAAAUUCUUCUUUUUCAAUUAAGAAUAAGAAAAAUUGUGAAAUAUUGAAAUAUGAAGCAUGUGGUAUAUCUUAUAAGAAUUAUUUACAAAAGAAGAGGAAAAUUAUUAAAAUGGAAAUUGAACAGUUAUGGAUUUGUGAUCCUAGUAAUAAGCAACCUAUAUUUUUUACUUUAACGAAGGAUAUAAAUUCAAAGGAUAUAUUUUUAUUUAGAUCCUUAUCUACAUAUUUGGAAGAGAAAAGUCAUAACAAUAAUAGUAUUGAACAAAAGGAAAUUGAUAUGGAAAGUGAUAAUCAUAUAAAUGUUGGUAUAGACGACGUAUUAGAAGAAGAUCAUUUUAUGAUGGGCAACAACAAUAAUAUUAAUAAUAAUAGCAGUCAUAUUAGGAAGAAUAGUUUUAAUAUAGGGUCAAAUGCUUUUGGUAGUUUCGAAAGAUUCGAAUCAGCUAAAGUGAUGGAUGAUAAUGUAUACACAAAUGGAGAACAUAAAGGUUCAAUCAAGAAUGUAAUGAUUGAUAAUUCUAUUAUGAAUAAUGAACAAUUAAUAAACAAUAGAGUAGAAGGAGGAAAAUAUAUGAGCACAAAUAAAUUUUCUGCUAGUGGAAUAAAUCAGUUUAAUAAAUAUGUUGGUAUGAAUAUAGAUAGAAAAAAUGAAGAGACCAAAUUGAAUGGAAAAAAAGAAAAUGAUGAAAAUAAAAAUGUUGAGGAAGAAGAUGAUGAUUUUAUGGAUGCUAUUGAAGAAAAACAAUUAUCUAUAAGUCUUCAAAUUUUACAAGAACAUAAUGAAAAGAAUGUUGAAGAAACUCAUAUUAAUUUUAUUAUUAGUGAUAUUGAAUUACAUUGGAAAUAUAAAACAAUAAAACAGAUUUUUAAAACGAUGAAAGAAUAUAAGAAAACGUUACAAUAUGGUAUAGAAAAAGAUAUGACAUAUAUAAAAAAUAAAUUAAAAAAUGAAAAGGAUUUAAAAAAUUAUAAAAUGUUCAUAUCUGAAAAUACCUUAAGAAGUGUACAAGAAACUUUGAAAAAUGUUAAGGAUUCAUUAAAUAUUUUAGAUAUGGAAUCUGCAAAGGAUAAGGAUGAUAUAAUAAAUAAUGUACAAGAAAAAGAAAUGGACAAAGAUAAUGUUAAAAUGCAUACAGAAGGUAUACAUCUUAUGAAUCCAUAUUAUGCGAGGGACGAAGAUUUAAAUAUGAUAACUGAUAAUAAGAUGGUUUUUAAUUUAAGAAAUGAAAAAAAUAAUGAAGAAAUAAAUAUUAAUAAUGCAAACACUAUAAAUGAUAAUAAUGGCAUUAAUAAUAAUGAUGAUAUUAAUAAUAACGAUUAUCUUAAUAAUAAUCAUAAUUAUAACAUUUUGAAUGAUAAUAUUCUUAGUAAGGGACUUAAUGAUACAUUACCCAAAUUACACGGUCAACAAAAUUCAUAUCCCAAAUAUUUUUUCAACUGUUUUAUAAAAAGUGCUUCCUUAGCCUUCUGGAAGAAGAAGAAAAUUUUUUCUAGAAUUCAAGUGAGUAACAUAUUUUAUGAAAAUAAAAUAUAUAUCAAUUUUGAUCAGAAGAUGUUUUUGAAUAUAGAAAAGGGGAUAAUGUCAAUGAAUAAUAAGAACAUUAUAUCUAAUAAUAUUAACGAUUAUAAAUACGACCUGUUUAUUUCUAAAGAUAGGAAAAGGUUUGGUUCAAGUGAUAUCGAGAAUGAGGAUAGAAAUAUGUUAAAUGAUUUAAAAUAUGGAAAAAAAGAAGGGAAGUUAAAUGUAAUGCAUAAUGAUGAUAAAGAAAAAGAGGAAUAUACAGCAGAGGAUACAUUUUCGGAAAGACGAAAUAGUCGAGAUAUAUUAAAUAAUAUAAAUGUAGAUAAUUUAUCUAUAGAAAUAAAGAAGAAAAAGAAAACACUGCAUAAAGAAUCCAAAGAAGAUUUGUUUAUUGGUAAGAUAAAAGUAUAUAAUGAUAAGAGGAGUUAUAAUAUAUGCUUAUUAUGUGAAAUUUCAAGAAUGUAUUAUAUUUUUUACCUGAAAGAUUUAAGAUUAUUUUUGGAAUAUUUAGAUGAUGGUAUAUUAAAUGUUUUUAUUAGUAAAUCAUAUAAAAAGGUAGUUCAGGCUGCUCAGACCAAAUACUUUUUAUUUAAUUUUACAUUUAUGGAUCCUAUAGUGAUCAUACCUGAAGAUAAAAAUAUGAUAUAUAAUUAUAAGGGCGAGGUGAAAAAUGUUUCUAGAUAUUUUAAGAGUAGCACGAGUAAUAAUAACACAAAGGAAAAUGAGGAAACAAAUGAUAUUAUAAAAAGAAGCUCAAAGGAAUGUAUUCUUUCAAAUGAAAAAAAAGAUACAAAGACUGAGGUGUGUAACAAUUAUAAUAAUGUGAAUAAUAAGAAUAUACAUAACACUAAUUUUGAUUGUGAUAUGAAAUCCAAUUAUGAUAGAAAUUCAAUUGGUGCUAAUACAUAUAAUAGUAAUAAUAUACCAUACAUUGAAUCUUAUUUACAAUUCCAUUUAAGGAAAUUAAAACUUAAAAAUUCCUACACUCUAAAAUGUACGGAAGAAAUAAGAGUAGCACAGAGAAGACAAAUGAUAUUAAAGAAGAAGAAAUAUAAAGGAAGAACUGAAAAGGAAAAAAUGAAUAAAAAUAAAUAUGACAAUGAAUCUUUUAUAAGAAGUGACAUUGUAUCUAAGGAACAAUUAAGACCAUUAGAGCGAAAAAGGAAUAGUGUAGAUAAUGAUUUGGUGAAGUUAGAUUUUACGUUAUAUAUUGAUAUAUUAGAUAUAGAAAGUAAAGCUUGUGAAAAUGGGGGUAGUAGUAAUAUAGAAGGGGAAAUCUUGCAUAAGGUAAAUUUAGGUUUCUGUUUAAUAAAUGCUAGGAAUGGUAUAUUUAUUUAUUUAAAUGGAAAUGACUUAUGUUUAGAUUUAACAGUAUUUCAAUUAGCCUUUUUGUUAGAUAUAAUAAAUGAAAACUUUUGUUAUAAGGGAUAUUUCCCAAUGUGCUUUAUAUGUGAUAAGGAUGUGAGUUUAGACAGUAUGAUAAAUUCGGAAUGGUUUAAAAAAGGAUACAUGAAUUUUAACAAUUUUAAUAAUAGGAAAGAAAUGAAAGGGAAAACAAAUGACAAUAAAAAGGAAGAUAUAAUGAACAAUAUAAACAAUAUCAACAAUAUCAAUAAUAUCAACAAUAAUAAUAAUAAGGUAAAUAAUUAUGAAAUUGGAGAUGGUGCUGAAAAUAAUAAUGUGUAUGAUAGCGAUCGCACUAUUGAUAAGGAAAUGGAUCACGGUAAAAAUAAAUUGGAUAUUCCAAUAAGCCAAGAAAAAAAAAGUGAUUCAUUAACAAAUGAUAAACUAAUAAUAAAAGAUUCAAAAGAGAAUGUAACAAAAAAGACAGGCUUGAAAUUAUAUGUAUAUAUAAAUUUUGAAAGUUUAAAAAUAAAAACAGCAUUUGAUACAAAUACACCUGUAGCCAUAAUAACAUUCCAAUAUAUAAGUAUGUCAUUUCGUUUAGUUCUCUUAGAUUUCUAUUAUGUUUACUUUUUUGAUUUACAUGGUAAUUCAUUGUAUAUAGAUGAUGCUAGGAAAAAUUCAAUCAAUUAUUACAAAAGGGUAGCCUAUUGUUGUAUUGAAAAUGAAAGGAAAAAGUUCAAAAGGGAUAAUAAAAAAGCGCAUCAGUUGUAUAAAAAUGUAUAUAAUAAAGAAGGAUAUAAUGAUACUCUUAAUGAAAGUAAUGUAUAUGAGUAUAAUAAUGUGGAAAGGAAUUCGUGUCAAAUUAAUAGAGAAAAUAACAUUUAUGAUAAUAAUGGGUCACAUUUUUAUAAUAAUAAAGAUGUUCAAGAUGAAUAUGAAGAAAAAGUACAAAAACUAAAUAAUAAUAGUAGUAAUAAUAUUUCUGUUACGACACAAUCUGAUAUAAAAGAUUAUAAAAAUUUAUUAAUAUAUAUGUUUGAAAAUAAUGUAUUUUUAAAUGAAAAGAAGAAAAGGAAAAAACAAAAAGGAAUAAAAAUAAAAAUUAAUUCUUUCAUAGAAGAUUUGUUAUUAAAUAUUGAACUUGAUGAUGCGUAUAUUUGCUUUUUUUUUCUUAUUUUUAUAGAUAUAUAUAAAUUUUUAACGACAGGAUUUAAUUUGAGCACGUUACAUUUAUAUCCGAAGCCAUCACCUUAUAUUGUAUCUUACAAAAAUGAAAAUAGAAAGAAAAAGAUAAAGGGUCAUGAAUAUAUAGAAAAUAGUGAAAGUAAAAGUAUCCAUAGAAAAAAAAAAGUUGUGUGUUCGAUGACGGAGGAAGAAAAACAUAUAAAGGAACAGAUUAGUAUUAAAUGUACUAGGUCUCAAUAUAAAAAUACCUCAAAUGAAAAUAAAAUUAAAAAUAAAAAUAAUAAUAAUAAUAAUAAUAAUAAUAAUAAUAGUAAUAAUAAGAGUAGUAUCAACUGUAAGGAAAAUACCAGUAUAAAUAUCGAAGAAAAUGUAUUCAAAAGAGAAAGAAUUCAUUAUGAUGAAGAAAUUAUUGAACAAAAUGUUCAACUCAUCAAUGAAGAAGACAAUGAAAAACAUUGGGUACAAAAAAAGAAGAAAAUUAUUCGACGUAGUAGUGUUUUAGAACAAUCAAAAUAUAUAAAAGGGAAAUUAAAAGAACAGAAAAAUAAAAUAAUAACAAAUAUAAACGAAGUAUUAAAAUUAGAUAAUAAACCAUUCCAUGUAAGUUUUAAAGUGAAUAAUGGGAAUUUCAUUAUUUUUACAGAUGUCGAAAAAGUAUCUCAUCCAAUAAUAAUGUGGUCAAAUAAUUUUGUUUUUUCGUUUUCUUUAUUUAAUAAAUGUAUUGUAUUUAGAAAAAUAUAUGCUAUAGAUAGUAAAGUGAAGAGGAUUAAUUAUGUAUCGUCAUCUCAUGUGCAUUAUAAGUAUGAUACUAUUAAGAAGAGGAACAAUAAAAAUAACAACAAUAAAAAUGACAAUAAAAAUAACAACAAUAAAAAUGACAAUAAAAAUAACAACAAUAAAAAUAACAACAAUAAAAAUAACAACAAUAAAAAUAACAACAAUAAAAAUAACAGUAACGAUAAUAAUAACAUCAAUAUUGACAAUAACAAUAAAAAUAACAAUAACAAAAUAUUUGAUCCUAAGAAUAUAUCGAACCCACUUCAUAAUUAUCAUAAAAAGAAAAUAUUACUAUGUGAUAAUUUGAAUGUAAUGGGUGAAGCUGUUUACGAAUCAGUUGAUACAAGAACUGAGGAUUAUAAAUUAAAAAGUAGUAUAAUAAGAAAAGAUAACAAUUCACCAUUUAUAACCGUUUUUGAAUUAGAUAUAAAUAUUGGUAAUUUUGAUAUACGUUUAUCAAAUGACGAUGUUGAAAUAUUAUUGAAAGCAUCAUCCACAUUAUUUGGUGAUGUCCCUAGUUCAUUUACAAAUAUAGUAGUUGGCCCAGUUAUACCACCGUUAACUUUUAUACAUAAAAAAAUAAAGAAUAAAUUUAUGCAAAACAAUAUUUAUUAUAUAAGUACAAAUAUCAAGGAGGAAACCGAAUUGUUUUGUGGGUCCGAUUUACAAAUAACAAGUAUAAACAUAUUAAAGAAGAGAAGGAAAAAAAUUAUAAGAAAGAAGGAAAAGAAAGAUGAAAGAAAUAGAAAGGAAAAGGAGAGAAAUGAAAAUAAUAAAAUAAAGAAUAUAAGAAAUGAUGAAAUUAAUAUGAAUGAAAAGAAAAGUAUAGUAGAUUGUCAUUUUGAUGAAAAGAAAAGUAUAGUAGAUUGUCAUAUUGAUGAAAAGAAAUUAGAUCAGAAUGAAUAUAACGAGUUUAGUAAUAAGGAUGAAAUAUAUACUGAUUCUAGUAACAUGAUGGAAUAUGUAUAUUAUAAAAAAAUAUCUGAUGUUUCUUCAAGUACUAAUACUUUAAGUUAUUCGAAUACAUCUUUAAGUGAAUUACAUGGAGAAAAAAAAAUAUUAUAUAAGAGAGGUAUGAAAUAUGAUGAUAUAUCAGAUAUAAAUAAUAACAGUAGUAGUAAUAACAACAACAACAAUAAUACUAAUAAUAAUAAUAAUAAUAAUAAUCAAACAAAUAGUUAUCGAGAUAUAAAAAUUAAUAUAAAGUUACAUAAUGUAAUGUGUACCUUUAUAGAUGAUAUAAGAAAUUCCAUUGUUCCAAUUUUAAGAAUGAUAUUUAGUAUGAACAUAAGUAUUAAUUUAUAUACUGAUGAAUGUUCAUAUAAUAUUAGUGACUUAAAUUCUAAGUUAGAAUAUUUUAAUAAUUGUAUAGGUGAAUGGGAACCAUUUCUUGAGAAAUGCAAUAUUUCUUUAGAUAUACAUAAUAUUUUUCCAAAUGACGAAUAUGAUGAAGAUAAGGAAGCAAACAAAUCUCCUAUAAGUAUCAUUAAAAUUAAUAGUAUCAAAGCUUUGUGGUUUAAUAUUACACCUCAGUUAAUUAAUUUGUUAUUUCUAUUUGUGCCAGUCUUUUCUGAGAAGGUAUCUAAUGGGUUACGAAAAAAUGACAAAAAGGAAAUAGACCAUUAUAAUGAUAAGGAUAAUAAAUAUGUAAGUGAAUGUAUAAAAAAUGAUAUAUUAAUGGAAGAUAUGAAUAAUAAAUUAAAUGUUAGGAAUACAUCUAUUAAUAAGGAUAUAGAAACAUCUGAACAGAUGAAUAGUCUAAAUGACUUUUCCAGAUGUGAUAGUGGAUCCGUCGAAUUGGAAUACAAAAAUAUGAGUGUUAAGAGUAAGAGCAUAUUCGAAGAUUGUUCUUCGGUUUUUAAUUCAUUUCCGUGUGAUACAGAUGGUAAGGAAGCAAAUGAUUUUCAUUUGGAUGACUUUUUAAAAAAGGAAGAAAAUCGUAGUACAUACUAUAAUAGGAAAGAUAACUCAGUAAUAUAUUACGUUAAUUUGACAAGCGAAUAUUUUUAUGCCUUUUUAAUGCCUGAAAGUAAGAUUGAAGAAAUUAUGAAGAGAAAAAAAUCUGUCACUAUGAGAAAUGUUUACAAAAGUGUGAAGGAGGCGGAUGGGACAAAUAUGACUAUAAAAUCUUAUAAAUGGGAUGAGAAAAAAAAAAAGGUAGAAAAGGGAUUCAUUCAAAAGGAGAAUGUUACGAAGGCAAAUGGAAUGAAAGGAAAUGAUAUAAAACAAAAUGGCAUAAAACAAAAUGACAUAAAACAAAAUGAAAUAAAAGAAAAUAUAAUGAUGGAACAUACUUUAAUUUGUUCAGAUGAUAAUAGUACCCAUAAUGAAGGGAAUGAAGAUUAUAUAUCUGAGGAAGAUCUUUUCAAAAUGAUACCUGAUGUAUAUGCAAAAAUUAUAACAACAAAUGAAUUAAUAUCAUUAGACAGAUUGUUAAUCAACGAAAUAGAAAAUAACUCCUUAAUAGAAAAAAAAUGUUUAUAUUUAUAUUUGAUACCCAUUCCACCAACAAAUGUUGUGAAUAUAGUUCAUGAUAUGUUUUCAAAUAUUAGUAAAAGAGAUAUUGUUUUAGAUCUCAUGAUUACAAAAAAUCCAAAGAAAACUAUUGAAAAUUUAUUAAUUUACAAUCAACAUAAGGAACAUAUACGUAUUAGGAGAAAUAGUAUAAAUAGCAUUUGGACGGAAAAUAUGAUGUAUGAUGACAAUAAUAAAAAGAAACAUAUAGAAUUGUAUUUGAAAAAAAUGCGAAUGAAAGCGGAAGAGGAUGGUGGUAACAAGGUAGGAACGGAUAAUAUACAUUUAUUGGAAGAUCAAAAUAUGUAUUUAUUAAACAAAGAAAUGUGGAAUGACUAUAAAAAUGUUAAGGGUAUUAUAAAAGGGGAAGGAAAAUAUACCAAUAGUACUAUUAGUAAAACGGACCAUACUUCUAGGAGUAACAAUAUGGACAAUAAUGUAAAAGGUAAUGAUAAUAUUAAUAGUAAUCACAGUGAUAGAGAAUAUGAAAAAAGACAAGACAUGAAUCAAAAUAAUGUAAAUGAAAAUAUCUUAAAUGUUAUGGUAGAAGGAAACAAUGAGGUACUAGAUAAUGAGCAACGGGUUGAUAAAUCAUUGAAUUUAUAUAGAAAAGGUUGUGAAAAUGAUGAUACUAAUGAGGAUGUCAAUGAUGAAGAAGAAGAGUCUUGUGAUAGUUCUUCUGAUAGCGGUGAGGAUUAUGAAUCAACUGAUGAUACCCAUUCAAUUGAUGAAAGGGAUAAUUUGAAUUAUGAAUAUUAUUUUAAAUAUAAUAAGAAAAAGAAAAAUGAUUCAAGUUCUAUUUUUUCAUCGAAUAAAUUUGUUGGGCCCUUUUUAAGAAACACGGAAUGUGUAAUAAUAAAUUUGAUUAAGAAUAGUUGUACAUCAUUAACUACAUCUUUGAAAAAUAGCAACGUUAUACAUUUAUUGAAGCCUGGUGAUUUUGUGUUUGAUGAAAAAUAUAAGUAUAAUUUUUCUAGCAAAAAGACUAAUGAAAUUAUGGAAAAUUAUAGUAUUACUGAUGGGAUUAUGGCAGAUGAUGACAUAACUAAUGGAUCCAUAAACAAUAAUAAUAAUAAUAAUAAUAAUAAUAUGUGUAACAAAGAUAUAUAUGAUAAUACACCUACAAAACAGAUUGUCGAUAAAUAUGUUUCUAAAAAUAGUAUUAGUAAUAAUAAGAAUAAUAAAUCGAGUAUAUUAAAUAAAGAAAAUAUUGACAAGAUAAAUGAAUGGGAAAGAAGAAAUGAAGAAAUGAUUAAACAAACAUAUAUAGCAUGUAAAUAUAGAUUGAAAAAUAAUUAUUUGCCACAAACAUCCUUGGUUGAAAAUGUAUGUGAAAUUAUAUCUCCUAUGCCAAAUUAUAAAAUAUUAUUUAUGUCUUCAACAGUUAGAAUUAUAAAUAAAUGUGGUAUUCCCUUAGAAUUUUGUUUUUUUGAUGGUAGUCGAAAUCCUAUAUUAUUAACGUCAUUAGAGAAUAGGACUAUACCUAUAAAUACUUUAUAUCCUAAUCAUAGUGAUUCAUUUAAAAAUUAUAAGGUAUCUAAUAGUUUGAAUAUUAAUCCGAAUAUAAAAUUAAGACAGAAAAAUAAUAAUUUAAGUUUCACUGUAAUAUUAAAUCAUGAGUAUUUAUUAUCAGCACCCGAGUGUGUUUUUUGUGGACCUUCUCAUGUGUACAUGUCUUUUAAACCUAUCAAUGUGAUAACGGAAGAGAAUGAAUAUUAUGACAUAAUAGCUGGUGGUCCCACCACAAAUAUUGUGAACAAUAAUAAUAAUAAUAAUAAUAGUAGUAGUAGUAGUCAUAAUUAUUAUGGUAAUAAAUCAAAUAUUAAUGAUUUAUUAAAAAAGGAUAAGGGAAGAAACAGUGAUUUAAUAGAUCCUAUGUCUAUUAAUAUAGAAAAUGGAUGGUCUGAUAUUUUUAGUUCUGAUAUAUCUCAAGGGACGUAUGUAAAAAAGUGUAAAUACAAAGAUAUGAAUUCCUUCAUGUCUAAUAUAAAUAAAAGUAAUGGUAGUGGAAAUAAUUUUUUUUAUUUCUUGGUAAAGAUUGAAAAUAAGAUAAGUGCUUUACCUGCUGAGAAAAAUUUGAAAAUUAUUACUAUAUAUCCUCAUGUAAGUGUUGUAAAUGCUAUACCAGCAUUUGUAGACAUAAUAAUAACAUCUGACGUAGUAGAAGAAAAGCAGAAUGAUUAUAUGUAUGAAGAAAGGAAUAAAAUAGAUUCACUAAAAAAUAAGAGAGCAAAGUUAUUAAAACAGUGUGAGGAUAUAAAUUCAUAUUUGAAUAAGAUGAAUUCAUCAAAAUAUGGAGGAAGUAAAAUUUAUAGUGAUAGUUCAUCUAGAGUAAAAGGUAGCAAAGACAAUAGUAAUAGUAGCAAUAGCAAUAAUAGUGAACAUGUAUACAUGCAAGAGUUGAACAAAUUAGAAAGAGAAAUAUAUCAUAUAGAUGAAGAAAUAAAAUAUAAGAAAAAAGAAUUAUCUUCUCCAUUAGUAAAAGGAUAUGUUAAUAGAAGAUUAAAUCCAUUUUCUAUAUUUUAUAUAUAUGAAAUUAAGAAAUAUACUUGUUUGAAUUUAAAGAUGAAAAUAGGGAAUUCACAAUGUGAAUGGUCUGAAAAGUUAUUUUUAGUAGAAGAUGAUGAAGAAUCUGUAACUAGAUUUUCAUUACAUUUUAAAAAAUAUGCAUCAGUCGAAGUUGAAAUUAUUAAAAACUUUAGUGGAUAUUUUAAUUCUUUGAGUAGUAUCUUAGGAAAUAAACAAUUAUAUAUUUUUUCCUUACCAAGAUGUUUUAUAGAUAGAACAGGUUUAGGAAUUAAGGCAAUAAAUUCGAAUAAAUAUUAUCCUGUGAUUAAUGGGAUAACCUUAUUAGGGGAUCAUUCCCAGAUUGAUUUGUUAUUACCUCACAGAACUUAUACUCAACCGAACAAUAAUGUGAACAGUGGUAAUAAUAAUGUUGAAGAUGAUAGGUAUAAUUAUUAUUCUAAGGGUGAUAUGAAGAGAUCGAAUAGGAUGUAUGAUAAACGAGGAGAUCAUAGAAAAGAUUAUAACGAUACAAACGAAAGUUAUGGUAAUGAAGAUGAUGUUAAUAAAAAGGAUAGUCGUUAUGUUAGUAAAAAUGCAAUUAUAAUAGAUUACAAUGAUAUAUUUAAUGAUUUUAAUUACCCUUCACCUGUAAAUAAUUCUGUAAUAUUAUUCAAAGCUACAUUACCUCCGAUUGGUAGUUAUACAGAGACCAAUGUGAUUUGUAAAAAUUUUUUUUAUACCUUUUGUUUAAAUACAGAAAAAAUAAAAACAACCAAUAUUCCAUAUAUUAUAAGUAGAAUAAUUACAGUGGUUCCACAAUUUAUUAUUAGUAAUAAAUUGAAUUUUCCCUUAUUAAUUAAACAAUAUCAGAAUGACCAGAUCCAAGGAGUUCGUGCAAAUGAUACAUCUCCUUUAUAUUUUACCAAAAAAAGUAGCAUUUUACUAUUUCAAUUUAAAUGUUUAGAUCCAUGUAGAACUAAUAAUGAGGAGAAGAACCAUAUGUUAUUAGAUCCAAAAAAUGUAAUAAAGAGUAAUGGAAAUAAAUAUUAUAAGUUGAAUAAAAAUAUAUAUUGGUCGUCUGUUGUAUAUCCUAGUGAAAAUUUUGUUGGAACAAAUUAUAUGGUAAUUAAUACAGGAAAUCACGAAAAAUCUGAUGUAUACGCGAUAACGUGUAUACCUGAUAGAGGUACGAAAAAUAUUAUAAUAGAAAAAUUAGAAAAUAAGAAGAAAGGUUUUAUAGCAUAUAAUAAUUCAAGUAUUGCAAAAUAUUUAAAGAUUAGAACAUUCCACGAUGAUACAAGACAUAUGAAAAUUCACGAUGAAGAGAAUUAUAUAGAAAAGAAUAUGUUUUUAAGUAAUUUUUUAAAACCAACGGAUAUGGAACAUUAUUUUAAUAUAGAGCCAAAUAAAUAUAGUUAUUUGGGAUGGGUAAAUCCAUUUAUAUAUGUUACUAGAAAUGUACAGAUAGAAAUAGUUUUGGAAGAUUUAAAAAUAAUACCUAAAUCUCCAUUUGUUUUAAAAUUUGCUAUAUAUAAUUAUUCACAAAAAACAUAUUAUAUAAAUUAUUUUAAUAUUACAUUUGUUAUAUGUAUAGAAUAUAUAGAAGAUUUGAUAACUAUAAAAUUGAGCCAUAAAUUAAAUAUAAGCUCAAAUCUAUUAGAUCGUUCCCCUUAUUAUUAUAUGAUGAAUAAUAAAAGUAAUAUAACAGAUGGAAUAGCAUAUUCUAAUAGUUCACAUAAUAAUAUUAUGUUGAGCAAACAUAUGAAUAGUUGUGACAAAUCUGUUACAUCUAAUAAUGACAUUAAAUUAGGAUUAAAUAAAAAGAAGAAAUAUAUGGAAAUGGAAAAUCAGGUAAAUAUAGAAAAAUAUAAUAUAAUAAAUUGUAAAGAUAUUUCAAAUGAACGGAAUAUUAUAGAUAAGAAUUCAGAGAAUAGUUUAAGCUUAUCAAAAAAUAGCGUUUAUGCCCAAAAACAAAUGAUUAUAGAUCAUGAUGAAUAUCAUUAUGUAAAAUAUAUAGAUGAGAAGGAUGGGGGUACUGGUAGUUAUAAAAAUAAUAGUAUUAGUAGUAGUACUAAUAAUUAUUAUAAGAAUGAAUCUGUGAAGGUCAUAAGUAAUACAUAUAAAAAUGUGCAUAUAAUAAUAAAUGUAACCCAGAUUGGUGUAAGUAUUAUAUCUAAUAUAUUAAAAGAGGAAGUAUUCUUUAUUGAGCUAUCAAAAUUGUGUGCUUUGUUUUAUAUGAAAAAUGAAGAAGAGGUAAUAGAUAUAAAAAUAACAGAUGUACAGAUAGACUGUCAGUUGGAGUCUUGUGAAAAGUGUGUGUUGUUAGCGAAUAGGGGAAUAAGUUCUUCAAAUAAUAAUAACAGUAGUAGUAGUAAUAGUAAUAAUGUGAAUAAUAUGAUAAGUGGAGGGGAUAUGAGUGGUAGUAAUAGUGUAUAUCAGAAUUAUCGUAAUGAAAAUAAAAGUUUUACAAUUAAUGAGAGUGACCUCCUUCGUUUUAAGAAAACAUUUGAUCGUAAUUCAGACGACAAAAAUAAUCAUAUGAAUCCUCUAUAUGAUAAUAAUAAGAAUAAAGGUGCUAUUACUACUAGUAGUGGUAGUAAUAAUAAUAACAAUUAUAACAAUAAUAGUAGUAGUGUGUUGAAUAAAAAUAUGAAUGCAAAUGAAGAAAAGAUCUUUUUAAAUAUAUAUGUAGAAAGGUCUUUUAUAUCACAUAAUGAUGUUAUAUUUAAAAAAAUACAAGUUUCGUUAGAUGAUGUAGAAAUAGAAAUGGAUGCUGAAACUUUGAAUGGUAUAAAUUUAUUAACAGCAGAAUAUAUUGAAAGUAUAAGUAUUGUUCAAAAAAAAAAUUUGUUAUAUGAAGAAAUACAGAAAUGGACGAUUUUACCUGUAUAUGUAAAUUACAAAUCACCAGAAAUACCAUUAGCUAUAAAUAUUCAAUACAUGCAAAUAGAUAAAUUUACUUUAAUAGUGUGGUGUUCAUUUUUAUUAGAUAAAAUGCACAUGAUGAGUGAUUUGUUACGAAUCGGAUUACGAAUAUUAAUGGUAUCGGGAAAAUUAGAAUUAUUAGGUGCACCUGUAACCUUAAAUCAAGAAAUUUUUAAUAAUAUUCGUGUAAGUAUUAAAUCCUUUUAUGCAUUACUAAAAGAUAAGUAUAGUCAUUCUAUUUUGGCAUGUUUAGGUUUUAUAGUAGGAUAUAGUAGUUUAAUAAAUAUACCUAAGAUACCAUUAGAAAUUGGUCGAAAUACUAUAGGUUUAGCUGUAUAUGCAGUAGAUAAUGUGAGUGUUGGAAUUGGAAGCUUUUUAUCAAAUUUGACAUUUGAUUCCGAAUAUAUUAAUAGAAGACAAAAGGAGAGAACCUUUAAGACGAACACAAAUAUGAAAGAAGGUUUAAUUAGUGCUGUUAAAAAUAUUGGUGAAGGGGUAUUAAGUUUAUCUAAUAUUGUAACAAAGCCAAUUGAAGGGGCACAAAAAGAAGGAUUUGGUGGAUUCUUCAAAGGAAUAGGAAAAGGUGUUGCAGGUUCUUUAGUAAAACCAUUAGAUAAAGUAGGACAAGCUGUAUCUGAUGUAACUCGUGGAAUAAAAGCAGAAGUAUCGAAACCUAUAGGUGGUCAUAAAUAUAAGACUAAAAGACAUAGAAAACCAAGAAUGUUAUGGGGAGAAUAUGGAAAAUUAAAAGAAUAUAAUAUAAACGAAGCAGAAUUAAGAGAAUGCUUAGGUUUGAAAUUUUCAAAAAAUAUUAUGAAAUGUUUAACAGUACAUAAACAAGAAAAUCAUCCUCCAUCACAUUAUGCAUUAUUAUUAUAUCCAAAGGUAAUUAUAUAUGCAAAUCUAUAUGCUAAUACUAAUGCUCAAAAGAAUGAUUUCUUAUUAUCGGAAAAAAAAACAGAUAUAGUUAUAUGGUCUAUAAAAAUAGAGGAUAUAACAGAAAUACGAGCAUCUAGUCAUGGACUCAUAGUAAGAACGAAUACAAGUACAAAUACGGUUUAUAAAAUACCAUGUAAUAAUGCUAUAUUGAUAAAUAAAAUAUAUAGGGAAUUACAUAACUCAAAAAAUUCAAUAAACUCCACUGUUAUUUUGGGCGCCAAUAAUUCUUCCCUGUACAAAUAUUUAUAA